This is a messenger RNA of Oryzias latipes (Japanese medaka), 2371 nucleotides long. RefSeq names its product aldehyde dehydrogenase 4 family, member A1 (gene aldh4a1). NCBI's taxonomy places the organism in Eukaryota, Metazoa, Chordata, Actinopteri, Beloniformes, Adrianichthyidae. The record is from RefSeq and is a predicted model, not a curated record. Gene Ontology annotation, molecular function: L-glutamate gamma-semialdehyde dehydrogenase (NAD+) activity.
GGUCCUUAGUCUGGUUCUGGUUCUGACCUGUGUUCGAGGCUCAUCGAGGCUCGCGCUGACAGGUUUCGCCUUUCGUUUGUGUCAGUGGUUUGUGGUGGGAAGAUGCUCCGGGUAAGGUCGGCUGUGUUCCGGUCAUGGAGAGGGUUCCAGACAUUCCCUUGUGCAGCUGUGGAGGUGAAGAACGAGCCCAUCCUGGGCUUCAAGGAGGGGAGUCCCGAGAGAAGUGAUCUGCUGAAGGCCCUAGACAGCCUGAAGGAGAGGACGCAGGAGGUUCCGUGUGUGGUUGGAGAUGAACAUGUGUGGACCGCAGACAUCAGAUAUCAGCUAUCUCCUUUCAACCAUUCACACAAGGUGGCCAAGUUCUGCUACGCCGACAAGGAGCUAAUCAACAAGGCCAUCCUCGCGUCUGUGGCAGCCAGGAAAGAGUGGGACCUGAAGCCAGUUCAGGACCGAGCCCAGGUCUUCUUCAAGGCUGCCGACGUCAUCAGUGGACCCAAACGGGCGGAGAUCCUGGCCAACACCAUGAUCGGACAGGGAAAGACGGUGGUGCAGGCGGAGAUCGACGCCGCAGCAGAGCUCAUCGACUUCUUUCGGUUCAAUGCUAAACACGCCAUCGAGCUGGAGAAGCAGCAGCCCCUGGACGCAGACGGUAGCACCAACACCAUGCUGUACCGCGGCCUGGAGGGCUUCGUUGCAGCCGUGGCGCCUUUUAACUUCACAGCCAUCGGUGGAAACUUGGCAGGUACCCCGGCCAUGAUGGGGAACGUGGUUCUGUGGAAACCCAGUGACACCGCUGUGUCUGCGAGUUACGCCGUCUACAAAGUUUUGCGGGAGUGCGGCCUGCCCCCCCACAUCAUCCAGUUCCUUCCUGCUGACGGUCCCGUGUUCGGGGAUGCUGUCACCUCAUCAGAGCACCUGGCGGGGAUCAACUUUACCGGCAGCGUACCGACAUUCAAGCGUCUGUGGAAGCAGGUGGCGCAGAACCUGGACAUCUACAGGACGUUCCCUCGGCUCGCCGGAGAGUGCGGUGGGAAGAACUUCCACUUCGUGCACACAUCUGCGGACGUCCAGAGCGUGGUGAUGGGGACGAUCCGCUCAGCUUUCGAGUACGGAGGCCAGAAGUGUUCGGCGUGCUCCAGGAUGUACGUCCCCGACAGCUUGUGGCCACAGAUCCGGCAGCAGCUGCUGGAUGUCCACAAGAGCAUCAAAGUGGGAGAUCCAGUGGAGGACUUCAGCACCUUCUUCUCUGCUGUGAUCGAUGAUAAGUCCUUCGCUCGAAUCAGCCGAUGGCUCAACCACGCCAAGACCUCCCCAAACCUGAGCAUCAUUGCAGGCGGAAACUGUGAUGACCGGAAGGGUUACUUUGUAGAGCCGACAAUUGUUGAAACCAAAGAUCCCCAAGACCCCAUCAUGAGUGAGGAGAUCUUCGGCCCCGUCCUUUCGGUUUAUGUCUAUCCUGAUAAGAAGUACCAGGAGGUGCUGCAGCUAAUUGACCGCACAUCGCCGUACGCGCUGACGGGCGCCGUUUUCGCCCAUGAUAAGAAGGUGAUUGAUGAGGCGGCCAAAGUUUUGAGAAACGCUGCAGGAAACUACUAUGUGAACGACAAAUCCACCGGCUCCGUCGUGGCUCAGCAGCCGUUUGGAGGCGCCAGAGCUUCAGGCACCAACGACAAACCUGGAGGUCCUCAUUACGUCCUAAGGUGGACGUCUCCUCAGGUGGUGAAGCAGACGCACGUCCCCCUCAGAGACUGGAAGUACCCCUACAUGGGCUGAGGUCUCUGUCAAUCCAUCCAUCCAUCCUCUUCCUCCUUCCCAGUGGGUCCCUCUCUGCACUGACUGUGACAUUACCGUCCUCCUGGAGCUCAACUUCCAUCCUAUUUGUCGUUAAACUCCAAGUUCAAAUCCUCCCCCCGUCCUGACUUGGAAGGCGCCAUCCAUGUUCCUUUUUCUUCAGCUGAUCAGAUAGCCUGAUCUCUGGAUGAAAUCCACUGGAGCUCAUUCAGCUGAAACUUCCAGAACACCCGUCUUCUGUUUGAUUUGUUCUCUGUGAAAACAAAGUCGAUCUACUUAUAGAAUUGUAGAAAUAACAAAUAAAUAAAAACCGACAUUAACUGAGUGUGUGAAAACAGAGCCUUAGAUCGAAGAUCUUCAAUAUAUUACCAGAGCUGUGAGAGAAAAAAGAAGAGGGCUCAUUAAACUAUAGUUGAUGUUGGAUCCGGUGUUACGAGGGUCUGUGUUUGUCCUGCAGAUAUUUGGUGUUAAGACCAGCCUGUUCUCAAAAACACUUGUACUUGAAUGUCUGCAGCUGAGUGUGCCUACAUCAGCCUUUAAGAUCAUUUUUAGCAAUAAAUUACUAUUCUUACAAGCUGUG